Messenger RNA from Penicillium robsamsonii, 2292 nucleotides. RefSeq names its product transcription factor domain-containing protein. The transcript is spliced from 2 exons. The coding region runs from base 1 to 2292 and encodes 763 amino acids. Lineage: Eukaryota; Fungi; Ascomycota; Eurotiomycetes; Eurotiales; Aspergillaceae. Gene Ontology annotation, molecular function: zinc ion binding; DNA binding. The record is from RefSeq and is a predicted model, not a curated record. Gene Ontology annotation, biological process: DNA-templated transcription.
AUGUCUUCAAGCCCCGAUCUCAAGCGCAAGCUGGCAGAAUCUCGCAUGGAUCCUACGGCUAAGCGCCAUCUGCAUGGAUGUGAUCCGCGGUCCCCAUGGCUACACGAGUCCGAACCUGCCGGGAUAUGGCGGACACGAGGAAAUCCCGGUGUGCAUCACUCGAUGCCUUUGUCGAAUAUGGUAUCCGCCGUACAAGUCCUGAUAGACCCGGACUUUGAUCCACUGACGGCGAUGCUGGACGACGAGCCCCAGUUUUUAAAACCCCUGCCUGCUCGUAUCGCCCCGGAGGACUUGGAGUUCUUGAGAUUCCGUGGUGCCCUCUCACUUCCAGAGAGUGGGCUGCGAGAUGAGCUUCUUCGUUGCUACAUUCAAUGGGUGCACAGUUUCAUGCCAGUUUUGAACUUGCAAGAAUUCUUGCGAUGUGUGGCCGAAAAUGACCCAGAGGGAAAUGUUAGCAUCCUACUCUUUCAGGCGGUCAUGUUUGUUGGUACAGCUUUUGUCGACCUCAAGCAUCUACAGGAUGCCGGGUAUCCAACAAGAAAAAGUGCGCGAAAUGCGUUCUUUACUCGAAUAAGGUUACUCUAUUCUCUCGACUGCGAAGAGGACCGCAUUGAGAUUCUCCAAACACUGCUAUUGAUGACCUACUGGGCUGAUUCGGAGAACAGUCCACAUCGAGAUAUUUGGGAUUGGAUUGGAGUCUGCAACACACAAGCACAGUCUAUCGGUUUAAACAAAGACCCUGCAUCAGGUGAAAUCGAUAUACGGACCCGAAGACUCCGUUCUCGACUCUGGUGGUGUCUAUACUCUCGAGAUCGGCUGAUCGCCAUGGGUAUGCGGCGCCCCCUUCAGGUUAACGAUGGAACGAGCAGUGUUCCGAUGCUCAGACUGGACGAUUUCGAUUUUGAACCUUUCUCUCCAUACGUAGUGGCCAAGUUCAAUUGCCGCCAACUCCAAGAUGUGUCACAUCAAAAACGACUCGCCACCAUGUUCAUCGAAAAAGUGAAGCUUUGUCAAUGUAUUGGUAGAGUAUUAUUCGCGCAAUAUACACCAUCCCAACGCCAAUUUGGAGCUACGAACCGCACUACAGUCACAAUUAUCCCUCGACAGGCUUCCGACUCUGAGUUUGCGCGAUGCGGUCAGAAACUCGACUCGUGGCUCAGUGCACUCCCGAAAGAUGCACAAUUUAUCCCAAAAUCGGGAAAGAAUUUCCACGAUGGGGAGGACGUGCUGCUGCUUCAUGGUGCAAUGCUACGUAUGCUCUACCAUGCUACCAGCAGCGCACUUCACCGGCCUUGGGCGACUGCUUCAAAAGGUCAAUCCAAAUCGCGGACGGACUGGCGCAAUGCUGCGCGUACAAAAAUGAAUGAUGCUGCUGCGGGGAUCACACAUAUUAUUCAGGGCUUAAAUAAGCUCAACCUGACACGGUUCUUACCGCAGUCUGGAGUGACUGUGAUUCUACCUGCCGCUGUGGCACAUUUAACCAACACCAUGUCUGACGACCCAGCUGUCCGCGAAAGCAGUGUCGACAACUUCCAUCGAUGUAUCCAAGUUCUCCACUGUCUUAAGGAUAUUUACCCAGCCGCCGGUCAAGAGUUUGCCAAUCUCGAGGCCGCCAUCAAAAUGCAGGCAGGUGCCUCCAGUACAUUUUUCCAGGUCAUGGAAUACAACAUCGACGCUCCUGCUACAUCUUUGGCGACCAGGAAGCCAAGCACUGCCUCCACUCCUCAACCCCAACCACAUCCCCCUGUUACUGCAGCCGAAACUUCCAAGCUCCGAGCACAACCCUCAUCUGUCCAAGAGAACAUGCAUCAAAAAAGCCCCAGCAUGGAAACCAGACAUGAGACCGCGCCACCUUUAUUCCCCAAUGAUUUUAACCCUUAUUCCGACCCCAACAUCAUAGACAACAAUCCUUUCAACUUUCUCUCCAUCGACAUUGACUCCUUCCCAGACACCCAAACCCCUACCAAUCAAAAUAACCCCAACUACCCAGAUAAACCCUAUAUAUCACCUCCACCCCAAGACCAAGACACCAUCGACUGGGCACAAGAGCUGUUCCAAGACACCGAUGUCAAUCAUUACAGUAACACAGAAAUGUUUGGCAAGCCCCACAAGACAACUCCUCCCCAAGAUCAAGAGCAAAGCCAUCUCGAUCCGUUCUCUUUUACUUUGUGUGAUACAGAUGAUGUUCACUCCGUGCAUUCUCGUCAUCAGUCAAUGAACGAUGCAAGGCCGGAGAUUACUGGCGAUCUAGAUCGGGACUUGGGAUUCCAGUCUGGGGAUGAUAUGUACUAG